AGUCGCUUGCUGCCCAGGUGCCGAUUCGCGGCUGCAUGAGCCCCACUGCAGUAAAGAGCAACCGCAGCCUCUGCCUCGGCCACCACCGCUGCUGGGAAAGAGUCCUGGGGCUGCUGACGCGGUUGGGAGGAGCCUCGCCUUUAAUGCACCAGCCGCCUCCAGCCUCCUGCAGCAGCAGCAGCAGCAGCAGCAGCAGCUGCGAGUGCGCGCGUGUGGGUGUGAGGGCUCGGACCAUGGUGCAGUCCCACUGGCUCCCCUGCCCCCCUCUCCUGUGAGACUGGCUGCGGGGAGGGAUCAUGGAUACUUGUCUGCCGGCUUCUGGUUCCCACGCAAGUAAGCCUGCUGUCAAUGGAGGAGGACAUUGAUACCCGCAAAAUCAACAACAGUUUCCUGCGCGACCACAGCUAUGCGACCGAAGCUGACAUUAUCUCUACGGUAGAAUUCAACCACACGGGAGAAUUACUAGCGACAGGGGACAAGGGGGGUCGGGUUGUAAUAUUUCAACGAGAGCAGGAGAGUAAAAAUCAGGUUCAUCGUAGGGGUGAAUACAAUGUUUACAGCACAUUCCAGAGCCAUGAACCCGAGUUCGAUUACCUGAAGAGCUUAGAAAUAGAAGAAAAAAUCAAUAAAAUAAGAUGGCUCCCCCAGCAGAAUGCAGCUUACUUUCUUCUGUCUACUAAUGAUAAAACUGUGAAGCUGUGGAAAGUCAGCGAGCGUGAUAAGAGGCCAGAAGGCUACAAUCUGAAAGAUGAGGAGGGUCGGCUUCGGGAUCCUGCCACCAUCACAACCCUGAGGGUGCCUGUCCUGAGACCCAUGGACCUGAUGGUAGAAGCCACCCCACGAAGAGUAUUUGCCAAUGCACACACAUAUCACAUCAACUCCAUAUCCGUCAACAGCGACUAUGAAACCUACAUGUCCGCUGAUGACCUGAGGAUUAACCUAUGGAACUUUGAAAUAACCAAUCAAAGUUUUAAUAUCGUGGACAUUAAGCCAGCCAACAUGGAGGAGCUCACGGAGGUGAUCACAGCAGCCGAGUUCCACCCCCAUCAUUGCAACACCUUCGUGUACAGCAGCAGCAAAGGGACAAUCCGGCUGUGUGACAUGCGGGCAUCUGCCCUGUGUGACAGGCACACCAAAUUUUUUGAAGAGCCGGAAGAUCCAAGCAACAGAUCAUUUUUCUCUGAAAUUAUCUCUUCAAUUUCGGAUGUGAAGUUCAGCCACAGUGGGAGGUAUAUCAUGACCAGGGACUAUUUGACUGUUAAAGUCUGGGAUCUCAACAUGGAAAACCGCCCCAUCGAGACUUACCAGGUUCAUGACUACCUCCGCAGCAAGCUGUGUUCCCUCUAUGAAAAUGACUGCAUUUUUGAUAAAUUUGAGUGUGUGUGGAAUGGGUCAGACAGUGUCAUCAUGACGGGCUCCUACAACAACUUCUUUAGGAUGUUCGACAGAAACACCAAGCGUGAUGUGACCCUUGAGGCUUCGAGGGAAAACAGCAAGCCCCGGGCUAUCCUCAAACCCAGAAAAGUGUGUGUGGGGGGCAAGCGGAGAAAAGACGAGAUCAGUGUCGACAGUCUGGACUUUAGCAAAAAGAUCUUGCAUACAGCUUGGCAUCCUUCAGAAAAUAUUAUAGCAGUGGCGGCUACAAAUAACCUAUAUAUAUUCCAGGACAAGGUUAACUAGGUGGACAAGUUAUUACUUAAUAAUCUCACAUACUGAAUACUAGUCAAACAAGUUUUUAAAUGUUUCUUUGGGUCUUCAUUUGAUGCAUUGACUUUAAUUUCCCUAUGCAGGAAAUGAUUGGAAUAGAAUUAAAAGGAGUCCAACAUUCCCAGCUCCCCAGUUCUAAGAAACUUUUGUCAAACCCAAUAGGUUUGAGACACUUCUGUUUAGAAUUGAAAGCUGCCAGCUAACAGUAAUUCUUCCAUAGUUGACUUGAACUUCUGAUGCUUUUAUUGCCCAGUUUUCUCUGGUGGGUCCAGUGUUUUGUUCCUAGGUGUCUGCUGCGAUAAAAUGAGGUUGUCUGUAGUAUUUAAGGAGAAAAGAGAUAAGUUUUUUUUAAUUAAGCAAUUCCAUUUGAUUGAAAAAAACAACAACAAAAAAUAAACACCGUUUACUCUUAGACAAA
This is a messenger RNA of Rhinopithecus roxellana (golden snub-nosed monkey), 2125 nucleotides long. It is a transcript of the gene PPP2R2B, whose product is annotated as protein phosphatase 2 regulatory subunit Bbeta. Lineage: Eukaryota; Metazoa; Chordata; Mammalia; Primates; Cercopithecidae. The record is from RefSeq and is a predicted model, not a curated record. The coding region runs from base 349 to 1680 and encodes 443 amino acids. Gene Ontology annotation, cellular component: cytosol; protein phosphatase type 2A complex. The transcript is spliced from 10 exons. Gene Ontology annotation, biological process: peptidyl-serine dephosphorylation. Gene Ontology annotation, molecular function: protein binding; protein phosphatase regulator activity.